Peronospora matthiolae is the source of this 417-nucleotide messenger RNA. NCBI's taxonomy places the organism in Eukaryota, Oomycota, Peronosporomycetes, Peronosporales, Peronosporaceae. The record is from the annotation of a GenBank genome assembly.
AUGGAUCAUCUGCACACAGCGUCUGCAGAUGACAGGAAGCUUCAGCUACGUGCUCUCAUGUCUCAUCCCCACGACAAUCACUUUCAUCAACAUCAAGCGACUGCUUACCAACCGCAAGAAAAGCAGCACGAGAAAAAAGAACCACAGUUGAUGAUUCAGCACCCCCGUGACUAUAUUGACGUGCUGCUGGAAAACGCUGGGCUGGACGAUGGUCUCACUUCACAAAGCUCAACGAUGCUUUCGUCCGAGUUGUGGAACGCGCACUCAGAAAGUGAGUCUCGAUGCUCAGGGUCAACGGGGUCUUUCGCAUUUAGCAGCCAACAAAACGGUAUGCAGCAGCUCCAAUUGUCUCCGAUGGGAGAGAUGUCAGAACCAGCCCAACCAGCGUUUCUAAGUGUUACUGGCGAGUCACACUAA